This is a messenger RNA of Bactrocera dorsalis (oriental fruit fly), 2576 nucleotides long. RefSeq names its product RNA polymerase II elongation factor Ell. The record is from RefSeq and is a predicted model, not a curated record. Gene Ontology annotation, biological process: snRNA transcription by RNA polymerase II; positive regulation of transcription elongation by RNA polymerase II; transcription elongation by RNA polymerase II. Gene Ontology annotation, molecular function: cis-regulatory region sequence-specific DNA binding. The coding region runs from base 1247 to 2269 and encodes 340 amino acids. Gene Ontology annotation, cellular component: transcription elongation factor complex. The transcript has 2 exons. NCBI's taxonomy places the organism in Eukaryota, Metazoa, Arthropoda, Insecta, Diptera, Tephritidae.
ACAUUUGGUUGCAACUAGACGGCGUCACUUCCCACACAUCGCAUCAAUCAAUGAAUUAAUGGAAAGGGCACUUCGGUGAGCAGAAACCGUGGACAACUUUUUGUUUUGGUGGAUAUUGCUUCAUCAGGUUUUUUUGGAAAAUCAGGAGAAUACUCCGUAAUAUUAAAUGCUUCUUGAUUUGUAAUCUGGAAAGUGAAAGUGUCAAAUAGUAUUUUAAAUUGUUUUAUAUGGGAAGUAGGCGUGGUUAUAGUCCACUUUCGCCCAUUUUUACACUGUAAGAAAGAAAUGUCACAUAUCUGAUUUGGUAGAAAUAGGGCGGAUUCCGCGAUAUGUGAUUUCACCAAAAAUUACAUUUUCAUUUUUCACACUGGCUCCACUAAAGCCCUCUUACCAUCUCGAGUGUAAAACUGUAUGUCUCUGGCAUAUUUGGUUUUUGAUUUAUCGCGCUCUUAGUGUUUUUUAAGAGUACCAUUAUAUAGGGUGUGAAGAUAAACUUAACUUCUGAAUGUAUACAGUUUUACAAUGUCGGCAAGGAAGCUUAAGGGAUUUGUUCUAAGUGAAUUUGGUUAUUGUAGCUUAAGUGGUUUAGGAAGUGCUUGCAUUAAGCCAACUAGUUCACAGGUGCAUCUUGCUACUGCAUUCCCUUGUGCCAAAUUACAGUUCUAUAUCUUAAUUUAGUACUUGGUUAUGCCACUUUAUAGGUUUUCGCUUAGUGGCCUUUUGUGGACGUGGCAGUGGUUCAAUAACACCGACGAACUCUUAUUUGUCAACGAUCGCGUAUACCAAAUUUCAUUAUGAUAUGUAUUGUUAAAUCUUGCUCAGACAAACGGAGAGAGGAACUGAAAAACAGACAACCGAAUUACAGCUAGUCUCGUCAUCCCGAUCUAUAUACACAUACAUAUAUACAUAUAUAACUCUAAAUAUAUUUCGACUAGCUCUAGGUGAUAUAGAGCAUCAUUUUACUUGGCAACCCUACAACUCAGUUGCAUUGUGAAUAAUUAUUGCUGGUAAUUAUUAAUAUACUUUUAGGCUAAGCUUCAAUAAGCAAUUUUUUUGCCGCUAAAGAAGUCUCCAUACAGCUGAUAUUUUUCUCCUCUGUGUCCAACAAAAGGUGGGACGGACUAAGUAACAAACACUCGAUUAUACAACUGCUUUUUAGAAAACAAGGAUUGCCUUUGUUUUGCAGUGGAAUUACACCAGUAAGGGACCAACUAAGAAGAUACAUUCCAACACUGCACAUUAGAAUAUGGACAAAUUUAGCAUCUCUCAUAGCAAUGGAACAAAACUGUUCCUAAAACAAAGGUCCAAAAAAGCAGUAAAGACAAAACCCAAAGUUAAGACUAAAAUUGAAGACUGUAAAUUACGGGAUAUAACAUUACGUAAAUUUCGAGAACGACUGAUCCACCUAUUGGCUUUUAACUCAUACACCGACAAAGAAAUACACUCAAUCCUAAAAAGGGAAGGAUUAUGUAAAUUUGAGCGAAAAAAAGCCAUGAGGGUGCUUAAGGAUGUAUCAGAGGGAAGUCACAAAGUACGUAGUCUGCGCCUUACUAUCUGGCAAGAAGUCAACGAAAAUUGGCCUUACUACAAUGAGAAGGAGUUGCAGCAAGUGAAAAGACGGAAGGAACAAAUUUUAAGAGCGAUACAGAUACAGAGUCUUACCCCUGUAACCGAAGAAAGCCCGCCACAACUAGUCGAAAAUAAUCACGUAAAAGGUGACAACUCAUCAAAGCGGUCAACUGUGAACGACGAUGGGACACAACCGGCGAAGAGAAUACGAAUGGAACAUUCCACCGUUGAUAAUUGCUGGCACUCACUACGGCCGACCUCCCCAUCGCCUAUAACUAACAUAUAUAACAUAGAUGUCAUCGAGCCCCCUGUCUAUGACUUUAGUGAUUAUACGGAAAUCACCAACAACGAACAACGGCAGCAAUAUAAAGCUGCAUUUGAUCGAUACUAUGAAGAAUAUAUGCCACUCUAUCAGCAGACCACAGAGCUAAGAAGCAGUUUCCGCGAACUUGGUGGAUUGAUUAUUGAUAUUCCCAAAGACUGCCCAGAAUACGAGAUCAUCAAUGAACGUAUAUUAGCCAAAUUUCAAAUCCUCAACAGCGUGGAGCAGCUUCGACGUCAGAUGCGUUGUGACUAUUUACACGAUAAAUUGGAGCAUAUCAAGCAACUUGUAAAGUCGUACGAUGGGAAAGGUAAGAAGAAAACGGCGACGGUUUUCGCAAAGACGGUGGCUAAUGAGAAUGAGUUGAGUCAACAAUAGAACCUUAUGGAAUUCCAAGCGUAAAUUACGAUGAAGCAGCAACAACGACAGAUGAAGAAAUUCCGCCAACAAAACAGGAGUACAUAGGUGAUAUUUUAGCCAACGAUCUAUCGCUGUGGGAUAGCGACAGUGACGAUGACCGAGUUAAUAUUAAUUAGAUUAAGCUUAUAUGUUUGUACGUAAAAAAGUGAUAAGUAAAAUAUGACAAAUACAAUUUCUGUAUACAAGUAAGUUAGGACCUUUAAGUUUCAAAAACAUAUCGGAUAAUACAAAUGACUAGACAAUACAAGCAAAUUGUGAAAUAAAA